CGAAGAUUCUCUCAGACACUUUUUAGUUGACUGUCCUCUUAAAAAUGAAAUAUGGUAACGGGUCUUGAACUCUUAUUACCUUCAUUUGUUCUUCCCUACCGAUCUUCUGCUCUGCGACAUUUAAAUUGCCCUUCUUCUAUAUGCAGUUGUCCCCGUUUUCUCAUCAUUUUAUCCUUGACCUUUUGGAAAAUCUGGGAUUCAUAUUGGCAGCUUAGUGUUUCUUCGAGCCCGUCUGCCUUAUCUAAUGUAGAGAAGUUAGUUAUAUCUAUCAUAGCCAAUGUUAAGACAAUUAUUUGCCCGUUCCCUCUAUUGGAAUUUACAACCGACUAGUUCGAUAUUCAGCCCUUUCUUUCGUUUCUACUACUUCUAUUAUAUUUCAUUUUAAUUUUAU
This is a messenger RNA of Cokeromyces recurvatus, 391 nucleotides long. RefSeq lists its product as uncharacterized. Bases 52 to 330 code for a protein of 92 amino acids. The record is from RefSeq and is a predicted model, not a curated record. Lineage: Eukaryota; Fungi; Mucoromycota; Mucoromycetes; Mucorales; Mucoraceae. The transcript has a single exon.